Molecule: messenger RNA, 3515 nt
Organism: Cladophialophora immunda
Lineage: Eukaryota; Fungi; Ascomycota; Eurotiomycetes; Chaetothyriales; Herpotrichiellaceae
Exons: 1
Coding region: 1-3345 (1114 amino acids)
Source: RefSeq, a predicted model, not a curated record
AUGCGUGUGAAAAAGUCUGGCUCUCCGUUCAGGUAUUCAGGGCCAGGCAGACAUUUUUCCGGGAAGAUCGGUCAUUCCAAGUUUGGGCGCCAUCAGAAGGGACCACGUCAAAAGAUCUUUUUACAGAGGAAUAUCUCGAAAACCAUCGGCCAGGCUACUGGCGGGCCCAACUCGAGCGCCACUGAGGUAGGCGGGGCUGCGAAAGGUGCUGUAGCCAACGGAGCGGAGACUGCCGACAACGCUUUUACCACCUCGAGUCGGUCCGAACUUAUAGUGUUCAAGAUGCCGUCGAGAUCUAGUCCAUCUAACGGAAGCGCUCGAAAUGGGGAGCCCACGACGCGGCGAAGCAUCAGAGGCCUUCUCAAUAAACCCUACGAUGAUCCCCAGGCGGAGAUGACGCUUGAUCUCACUAACAUCAGAAAGAAACUCAACUUCGGCACUAAUUCUAUCAGCAACAAGCAGAGGAUGGCCAAACGUCAGAAACUCGACCACGUCGACUGCAGAUGUCAUCUGACCAUAUGGGACAAUCGCGGCUCCGGGGCUUCGCCACUACCACUCGUCACCAAAUCAACUUACUGUCGCUCAAUCAACAUUGACAAUGGCGUACAUGGUGAGCUCGUCAUUCUGGAACUAGAGGAACCUUUCAGAGUUCGAGCGAGCGAGAUCUAUGCUCCCGACGACCUUCGGGGCGAAUCGGCUAUGAAGCCUAUCGACAACUAUUUUCUUGAGCUCAAGAUCAUUCCAUGCGCUGCUGAGCCUCUAUGGCAUCCUGUACCAAUUCUGGGUAAGAGUGAUGGUGACCACUUUACUGCGGACAAGGACGUCCGCGAGUUGGGCUUUGGAGAACGGCAAGGCGCCAUUGUCGCCAGAUACAUGCAUCUUCCGGACGCCCCUGAGUGGAACGUCCCGCUCAGUGUAUUUUACCUGCUUGAAGGGUGCACCUACCGGACGAAAUACGGUCUCCAAGUGAAGUCCACGUGGGAGAGAGCCGAUGUCGCCAACGAAGCCACGAGCAAGUUGAGCAAAGGCCUAGACCUCGAUUCGUUUCGCUUGGCAAAACAGAAAAGGACCCGACUGCCUGUCAGGGCCAAAGAGGAACAGCCACCUCUUCCCGAAGAAGCUCCAGUCGGACUGAAAAUAUGCUAUAAACUUUCUGGGACGAUCCGGGAGCACGCAGAUGCUGGAGAGUUCCGCAACACCAUAGUCGAGGGGUACGGCUGUCCAAUAUGCCCCGAGCGGGAUUCGCACAGAUUGCAUGAAUUGCUGUCACAUUUCAAGUCAGCGCAUGAGAAAUACGAUUUCUCGCCUUCCAAACAACACCGAAAUCCGACAACAAAGAAGUUGACUCGAAUCGAGAUGAAGGUUGAUACUCUCGUGGGCAACGGAAGGAAAGAGAGCGAUGAGGCCAUUCCGCCAUAUGAGAACGGUGAUCAAGAUUUGACAGAGGGCGAAGCCCCUCUACAACCUCUCUUCAACAGUAACCGGCCUUUCGGUCUUUCGUUACCAACCAGAACGGGUCCGCGAUAUCCGCUGGCGGCGCAGGUUCCUGACUUUCGGGAACCUACCCGCAAAAAGGCCAAAGCCGUCCUCCUCCAGACAAGGUACCCGGAAAGAGAACAGGUCUGGACCUCCAGUACCCAUCGACCUAUCUCUCCAAGUGAAGACCCACAUAGUGAAACAGACGACGAAGUCGACAAUAGCUGGCAAAUUGAAGCGCAUAUGGAAAGCCUUGAUGCCGUGGCUGACAAACAGGGCUGGAGCAACAACAAGCGCGAGCUAACCAAACGCUGGGAUCGGCACCGGAUGGAAGAACGGCUCGAGCACUCACGAUAUGUGUCGAAUUCUCUGAUUCGAUUUGUCAGAAAGCAAAGAGUCUGGCUGAAGAACGGGGACGAUGAGCUGUGGCAGAUUUUCUUUGACUUUUUGGGCAGCUUGAAAGAGAGACGUGUCAUUGAUGAUAAUGUCGUGGCAGACGUGAAUGAAUUCAUUUUCCAUGAUCCUCCAUCUGAUCAAGUGGUGGAUGAAAUGGCGACACGCGAAGCGGUACUUGAUCAUGCACCGAGUGGGACAGUGGCAUCUGAGGGAGACGAGUCGUCUGGGGCGAACUCUCAAGUCCACGAUAUCUCAGGGACGGGCACGACCGGAGAGGCGGAGCCAAGCUCUCAGAGCGAUGAAGCCCAUCUACAAUUGGAAACUUCAAAGGAGGCGCCAAGUCCACCAUGUGAGCAAGCGGAGCUCGAGGAGGCAUGUGAGGAGCCUCAACACCUAAUUGCGCGGGACUUCAAAUGUGGUGCUUGUCUACUGCCGAUUAAGCGUCUGCACAUGGACACGACUUACUGCACGGUCGAAGAUUGCGGGUCGCCGGGAACUAAGUACCACAAGCGAUGUGCCUUGGGCGAGCUUCGGGUAUGGAACGAAAACAGAAUGCCUGUGCGAGGAGACCUUUCUGGUCCUCUUCCAGAGGUGGAUAAAACUGCGGAGCGGAAUCUAAAGCGCUGGGCAUGCAGGGACUGCAUUUUGAAGCGCUGGAUGAAUUAUAGAAUCGCCGGCCAUAGGGGAAGAAUGCUUGUCAAGCGGACGCAGACGGAGAAGGACCGGGAGCGAGAAAGAGGACAAGAGAAAAAGAAAAAGAAGAAGAGAGAAGAGAUGUCGCUCCUGAAAAUGGCGGCUUUGGGGUCUUGGAACAAGCGGCUAAGGGAGAGGGAGGCAGAGCAACUUGAGGCGAGUUCAAAGGGCGAGGAGGUCGUACGGGACCCGUGUCCCCAGAAUGAGAGCACAACAGAGAGUCCAGCAGAAAGUGACUCGGACUCUUCAGAUGGGUACGAGUCGGACUCUCCAAUAGAGGGGACGCUGGACGGUCCCUCUUGGAGCAGCUCGGGCAUUGCAGUUCAAGGCGGGAUUGUUAUUUCACUUGAGAACAGCAUGGAGACCUCUGUCGUGGACACUCGCGUCAUGGCCAGUGCUGAUACUCCCGUCGCAAACGAGUGGGGGCUGCCGGAUCGGGGGAGAGCGAGAAUCGCAACCAGGGACAGAUCUCGCACUCCGGCCAGGGACAGAUCCAUCAUCCCUUAUAGGAAUAGGUCGGCCACUCCGAUCAGGAAGAGGAUGGGCACUCCGAUUGCGAACAAAACGAGCCUGCCUUUGAGGAUGGGGAUGGGAAGCGCCAAGAGGCAUUCAGGUGCAAUGAGGAUGGGCAGCCCGAAGCUGAAAGCUCACAAGGGCCCGGUGGCGACGUUGAAGGCCCGGGCCAAUGCGGCUGAGAAGGCCAAGGUCGCGGCCAGAGUCCUGGCGAUCAACGAGAGGAGUGGGCCAUCGAAUCUGCGCUUUGGGUCGGUGGCGGAUUGAAGGACCAAGAUUGUCGUAAGCUAAGCGUUGGAACCUUUGGACGGAGGAGAAGGAGAAGGAUCAAGACCAGGGAGCUUAUGGAGGAGAAGCGAGGUGAGCAGCACAGUGCGAUCGAUCGAUCCUGACUGGAGUUGUCUUGUUGGUUGUUUCGCGCCUGGCCCUGCGAGCCG